AUGCCAAAAUGUAAGCUAAAAGAAAUUGUUUAUUUUUUAAAUUUUCUUUGCUCAAUACUUUUGCGUUUCUCCCUCUUCCUCCCUCUCUCUAUCUUGCUCUCUUCCUCUGUGUCUACCGUUAUCUUUCUUUAUUUCUCUCUCUCUCUCUCUCUCUCUCUCUCUCUCUCUCUUCUAUUUUUCUUUUUUUUCCGCUACGAAGUGCUGAAAGUUUUCUUUAUUUCCCGUUCUAUCAUCCUUUUAUUUUUAUUUCAUUUUAUUUUUGUUUCAUUUCUUAUUCUUCAUUUUCCUUCUUUCUUCAUUUUAAAAUUUAUUCUCUUUAAUCUUUCUUUAAUUCAUCUUUUUUCUUCCUUCAUUCAUUCUUUCUUUCAUUCAUUUAAUCAUUCAUCUUUCUUUAUCAUUCGCUUCCAAAAAAAAAAAAAACAUCUAUCUUUUCUUCAUAUUUGUACGCAAGUGACAGGCAAGCUCUUGCAGGUCUAUCCUCGCAACCAAACUAGAAUGGCCCAUUGUUUAUCUAGUAUUAGCUCGGUUCACCGAUUUUGCGCGAAAUACAAAACGAUUUUGUUUAUCUAUCUAUCUAUCUAUCUAUCUAUCUAUGAAUAUACACACGGGAACACACAAACACACAGAUAUAUAUUCAGCUCUUAG
Molecule: messenger RNA, 645 nt
Organism: Acanthosepion pharaonis
Lineage: Eukaryota; Metazoa; Mollusca; Cephalopoda; Sepiida; Sepiidae
Source: the annotation of a GenBank genome assembly